Molecule: messenger RNA, 2578 nt
Organism: Mirounga angustirostris (Northern elephant seal)
Lineage: Eukaryota; Metazoa; Chordata; Mammalia; Carnivora; Phocidae
Gene: DACH2
Product: dachshund family transcription factor 2
Exons: 12
Coding region: 209-2236 (675 amino acids)
Biological process (GO): regulation of transcription by RNA polymerase II
Cellular component (GO): nucleus; transcription regulator complex
Molecular function (GO): DNA-binding transcription factor activity, RNA polymerase II-specific; RNA polymerase II cis-regulatory region sequence-specific DNA binding
Source: RefSeq, a predicted model, not a curated record
ACCGCCGCGCGUCCGGGCUACUAGCUGUUCGUUGGGUGGUGGGUGAGCGUGAGCGUGUGAGCCGGGCUACUGUAGACUUGAGAACAGUUUGGAGAGAGCAGAGCGCGCCAGAGAGAGCGCGAGAGAGUGAGGGUGUGAGAGAGUGCGAGCAGAUCUAGAGGAGACAGGGCGAGAAAACAGGGCCCAAAAACCUACGGUUUGAGACUGAAUGACCAUGGCUGUCUCCGCACCUCCGGUGAUCUCUACAACUUCCAGCGGUGCCGGCGUCCCAGGGGGCUUAUUUCGGGCAGAAAGCUUGUACUCGACUCCCGGGGAGCCUCCUCGUCUCACCCCUAAUAUGAUCAACAGUUUCAUGGCCAAUAACCACAGCGGCAGCGCCGGGGGUGGCGGGAUCGGUGGAGCCAGCGGAGGCAGCGGCAACACUAACACCAACGAGUGCAGGAUGGUCGACAUGCAUGGUGUGAAGGUGGCUUCGUUCUUGAUGGACGGUCAGGAACUGAUUUGCCUGCCGCAAGUCUUUGAUCUCUUCCUUAAGCACCUGGUGGGAGGGUUGCACACGGUGUACACCAAGCUGAAGAGACUGGACAUAUCCCCUGUGGUGUGUACUGUGGAGCAGGUCCGGAUCCUCCGCGGUCUGGGGGCCAUCCAGCCUGGGGUGAACCGCUGCAAACUCAUCACCAGAAAAGACUUCGAAACUUUGUUCACCGAUUGCACCAAUGCCAGAAGGAAGAGGCAAAUGACAAGAAAACAAGCUGUUAACAGUUCCAGGCCUGGCAGGCCUCCUAAGCGUUCUUUGGGAGUGUUGCAGGACAAUGCUCGCCUUCUGCCCCAUUCAGUCCCCAGCCUUUUAUCACCAGGACUUAUCACUCCGACAGGUAUAACAGCUGCAGCAAUGGCUGAGGCAAUGAAACUGCAGAAGAUGAAGCUUAUGGCAAUGAACACUCUUCAGGGAAAAGGAAGCCAAAAUGGGACUGAAUCAGAGCCUGAUGAUCUUAAUUCUAAUACUGGUGGAAGUGAAUCCUCCUGGGAUAAGGAUAAGAUGCAAUCUUCUCUUGCUGCACCUGGACCUCAACAUGGACUUGCUCAUGCAGCCCUGGCUAGCCAGCCAGGCCUUGGGGGUGCUCCUACCCUCAAUCCACUGCAGCAGAAGCAUUUACUGACCAAUAGACUGGAUCUGCCAUUUAUGAUGAUGCCUCAUCCCCUACUUCCAGUCAGCUUACCUCCUGCAUCAGUUGCCAUGGCAAUGAAUCAGAUGAACCAUCUUAAUACUAUUGCCAACAUGGCUGCUGCAGCCCAGAUUCACAGUCCACUCUCCAGAGCUGGAGCCUCUGUUAUAAAGGAACGGAUCCCAGAGAGUCCUUCUCCUGUUCCCUCUCUGGAAGAGAAUCAUCAUCCUAGGAGUCAGACUUCCUCCCACCCCAGCAGCAGUGUGUCCAGCUCUCCCUCUCAGAUGGAUCACCACUCAGAGAGGAUGGCUAUGAUGCCCAACAAUAGAGAGGAACUUACUGUUGAUCAGGAUAAUGGACCAACCAUCAAAAAAUUCCAAAGGGAUAAUAAAGAAGAAGUACCAUUUCAAAUUCCAAUGAUGAAGACACCCUUGGACAAGAUCCAACUGACUCCUGGGCAGGCAUUGCCUCCUGGAUUCCCUGGACCGUUCAUUUUUGCUGAUAGUCUGUCCUCCGUGGAGACUCUGUUGACCAACAUUCAGGGCCUACUGAAAGUGGCUUUGGAUAAUGCUCACAUCCAGGAGAAGCAGAUUCAACAAGAAAAAAAGGAACUACGAAUGGAGCUCUAUAGAGAGAGAGAAAUUAGAGAAAACCUUGAAAGACAACUCGCAGUUGAGCUUCAAAGCAGAACUACCAUGCAAAAGCGUCUGAAGAAGGAGAAAAAAGCCAAAAGAAAAUUGCAGGAAGCCUUGGAAUUUGAAUCAAAGCGCCGGGAACAAGUGGAACAAGCACUUAGGCAAGCCACUAGUAGUGACAGUGGCCUGAGGAUGUUGAAAGAUACUGGAAUUCCAGACAUUGAAAUAGACAACAAUGGGACUUCUCAUGAUAGUACUGCUAUGCAAGGUACAGUAAACAGCAUACUCCUCUCUAUAACUGUCGGAUAUGGGGUGGGCAUGAGCUCCUAUGUUGAUAUUCUUUAUAUAAGUAAAAGAAAUAAGUUUAAUUCUUCUUACUUUAUGGCAGAGGCAGAAGUCUUCAAUGUUUUUUGUGAUUAUAUACAUAGGGACUAGUAAUUUUACAUAUACAAUGUGGGCAAAUUUCUUGUAUGUUUAGCUGUUAAAAGGAUGUAUAUUUAUGUGUUAGGCAUAUUCUAAAAAUGCAUAAAUGUGAAUAUAAUUUACCUUUCCAAAGUUUUUCAAUAAUAUACUUUUAAAAAUCUCACUAAUGUUUGUAAAAACCACAGGUAGAAUAAUCAUAACCUAUCAAUAUGUUUAAUGAGUUUUAGACAAUACUUUUUAUCAACUUCUAAAUUCCAAUACCAAAUUUAGAUAACUUGAGAAACCAUAUAAAUACGGAAAUAAGACCACGACUUAUUCAUGAUUCUCAGGAUUCCCAUAAAUGCUUAGAUCCUU